GUGCAUCCCCGAAAAUCGCUAAUUUAUCCGCUGAAAAUUGGUGAAAACGGUCCAGAAGUAAACGUCCCGUUUAGGGACCUCCUCUGGCAAGUGAAAUUGUGUACAGUAGUGAUGUUCCGGCCGCGGCAUCAGUCCGCAAUCCAGGACAAUAGAAUUUAGGAAUUUUCCGUCGGAAUCGCAGCAAGCAACCUCUUUUUCUCCUUUAGUUUCUUUUCCUUUUUUUACUUUCUGUCACGUCGCGCUCGGUCGCCCCACUUUCGGCACCCAUCGACGGCUGGCUUUUUCAAACGUUCGCAAAGAAGGGAGCAGCUAAAGCAGCAGCAGGUUUUACGUGAAAAUUAGUGUAAAGGAGAAGAAUGAGUGAAAUAAAUACGUUUUGGCGUUUCUAUAUGCAAUUCUUCACUAUCACGACGUGAUUCUGGACGCUGAGAAAAUUCCUUGUCUGCGGGGGCAGACUAGCGUCAGAAAAGUGCAAUCUAUCGUGAAAAAAACUAAAGGGCUUUCAAUUGUAAUUAGUGUAUCGUAGUUAUAUUAUGUGAUGGAAAAACGAAAAUUCGAUGUUUGUGCAUUAAUUGAUUGAUAAAUACGCAUUUGUUUUUUGAUGCACCAAGUGGUUAAAGUGUGGAUUCGAUAGUGAAAUAGCUGGUGGCGAAGCAUACAAAACACUAACCCAUCAAAGCAAUCGAAGCAAUCAGCAGCAGCAGAAGGCAUAAUGAUUUUUCAUGCAACGGGAGUUUUGGCAAAGUUGCCAGUCGAAAUAAGAAGUAUUCCUUUGUUUUCAUACGAAUGCUGCACUUGUUGAUCAACUUGGUUCAAAUAACCUAAUUUAAUGAAUUGAUGUGUUGGAUAUUACUUUAAACAGAAUCAUGAUUUGCCAAGUAAAUCAGCAACAACAUCAGCAACAAAAGCAGACAGACUAAACGCAACUAGAGAUAAAUCAUCCAACUCGGCACUGACGAAUAGAAAAUAUAGACAUUGUGUUUUGCACUUGCGUUUCGCAGCACAAAUUCACAACAAAAAAGCGGCCAUAGAUUAGCUGGUACGAUCGUAGCAGCGUAGUUACUUUCAACGGUGAGCAAUGGGAGAUCGAGAUAUUCCGAGUGUUCCAAUUACCACCUUGGCUGGCCUCACCAGUCUAUCGGACCUGCUUAGCGAACUUCCUAUAUCGGAUUCUCUUGCUACCGGCUCAACCUCGCUGAACCGUUCGCUGUUGUUUCAUCCGCGUGUAGCCGAAGAAGCCAACAAUCUGCUGGCCACGCGAGACGACAAUCUCAUCGGGCAGCUGGCGAAUGCGAUCGAACAGACCAAUUCCGAUCACAUCGAACUGAAGGACCAGUAUGCGCAGCAGUCGCCCAGUAAACAGUUGCACCACGAGGGCGGUCCCCUGUUGCUGCAGGCGAUCCACACUUGCCGGCCGGAUGUGUUCAGCAGGCCGCAGACCCAUCAGCAGCAGAUGUUGGCUCAACAGCAGCAAAAAAUAAUAUCUACAUCACAAACCCAAGUUUAUAAUUUUCCAAGCGAACACUAUUCUUCCAUCCAAACACACCAUCAGCCGCUGCAGCAGCAACAGCAGGUUUAUAGCAACCAGCUUCUGCAAGUGCAACAACAACCGUCUAUGCAGCAGCAACAGCAAAUUGUAUACAGUCAGUCUCCAAUUACAAUCCAUCAUCCCAACCAUCCGCCAGUAGUAGUACAGCAGCAAUUGCAGCAACAGUCACAACCGCAACAUCAAAUAGUACAUCUGAGUCAACCUGCUCCCACCAAUCUUUCCUUUCAACAGCAGCAGCAGCAGCAACAGCAACCACCGCAACAACUGCCAUCCCCACAAAAAGUCAUCAUUCGGCAGCAAGUUAUUAACGUUCAAAAUAUUCCUUACUCCAAUCCUUCAGAAAAUCAUCAGCUUCAACAACAGCAACAGCAGCAGCAGCAACUCUUCCAAUUGCAACAACAGCAACAAAUACAUCAGCAGCAACAACAGAAUCAAAACGUUAUUGUGACGCACCAGUCCGUGAUCCAAAAUCAACAACAACCACAGCUCCAUAUUCAGCUUCCAUCACAACAGCAACGUGCCGCUGCUGUCGAUUCACAUCGGACAGUCAUUCAGCAGACGCAACAGCCCAUUUUGGCAGACAGCACUCCCCCGAAUGCGCUUCUAGGAGCUAUGUCUGCUAGGCAAGGGGCUAUCCAGCAACAACAACAGGUGCAACAACAAAUAUCCAAUCAUGUACCCUACCAACAGAACCAACAGCAACAGCUGCCACAGCAGGUUGCGAAUCAACAUCAGUUAAUAGUUCCGCAACAGCCGCAACAAAAUGUGAUACAUAAAAACAGUAAUUUACACAGUGCCUCACCCAAUCAGCACCAUCCGCAGCAACAUUUGGCCAAUAAUCUGCCGCAGCAGCCGCAGCAGCAGCAGCAUUACCUAACAACGGUAGCGAAACAACAAUCUCAUCUAGCUGGAAAUGAGCAAUCUCAACUGAAAAAUGGCAGCAGUACCUUACACAACCAUCAAUAUCCUCAAGGACAGCCUCCGCCUCCGCAGCAGCAGCAGCAGCAUCCAAAUCACCUUAUCAAAACGCCCGAAGCAGCACCUCGAAACAGCGAGUAUUUGCAGCAACAGCAGAGUAAAAAUCUAGACUCCCGGGGACGGCCUUCCCCUGCGCAGGGCACAACGGCACCGGAAACCGACCCAACACAAACUAGUUUGCACAAACCGCAGGACAACCAGCAAACGCAAGCCGUCACUCCCGGUAUGGGUUCGAUGCAGCGAACAAAUCAACAGACAACAGUUUUAAACAGGCCGCGACCAGCCACUCUAGGGGCUCCGGCGACUCCUGCCAUUCCAGCGACCGCGGGCAUGCGACCGAUUACCGUUGCCGGAGUGCUGCAUCGUGUGGGGAACACCAACGUUCCGCCAAAACCGGUCCAGGCACCAAUCACAUCGAUCGGUGUGUCUGGAGCGCUGAUGAGGGCGCCAACAACUACCAACGCUCCUACGACACCCGCACUGUCUCAACUUUCUCAGGUGCAACCCCAGCAACAGCAGCCUGCACCCUCGCCAGUUCCAUCGGUUAAGAAACCGGAGAGAGUAAACCUAAAGAAACUCUGUCGAAUGAUGACCAUGACUGAGGCGGGCAGUAUAAGCCUAAAAAAAUGCUCGAUCCGUAUGGAUCGGCUCGACGAGCAACACUUGGCGCUUAUGCAGGAAGACUUGAAAAAGUUUUCCGUCGCUGAACCAAAACUGGCGAUGCGGCUGGGCCUUGUUAAAAAGAGUAAUGAAAUGAUAUUUAGCAAAAUGAAGGAAGAUGAACGGAGGUACAGCGGCUUGUUGGCGAAAAGACGAGCGCAAAACGACAACACCGAUCCAGAGAAUAUGUUUAGUAAACCCAAGCUGAGGAGGGUCGAACGAUCGGUGGCUCCAGUGGUGAAGAAAAUGUCCAAGGAAGAACUGAUGAACACAAACACCUACCAGAGAUUUAUGUCGAUUAUGGGAAAAAUCUUCGAUCAGCUAGACGAAACGGAAGCACCUAGUUUGGACGAUGCAGAUGAGCCACUGGAUUGCAUCCCCACUAGCAUGCUUAGUAACAUUGGCGCGGAAGCGGCGAAGUUGAAAGCUCGAAACGCAAUCGAAGCGAUACCGGAGAACAAACUGCAGCUGCUAAUAACGUACGCCAUGCGAUCGAUCCAAUCGGCGAAGAAUCUCAGCGGUACGGAACUGCAGGAUGACUUAAUCGGAGACGAGUGCAUAGAGAAGAUUCUGAACGCCAUGGAAGCGGCAUUGUUGAUUUGCUCCAUAUACACUUGCAAAAGUACCAAGUUUCUGCAGGAGGACAACAUCGAUGCAAUAAUCAAAUUCGUGCAGUUUCAACUGCGAGAAACAGUAUUUCCUUCGUACGAUCCGGUUUACUCGGUCGAAACGAAGAAAAAGGUUGACGGAAAAAAGGCGAAAAAGAUACCAAGCUAUCAGCAGAAAGGCCUAUCGAUUCUCUACACAAAAAUUGUCGAAUUAGGCAAGCUACUGGUGACAAUGUUCGAGAAGUUUCAUUUCGUGGAUACGAUUGUAAUCCACGCUUCGGCUCUCGGGGUUGAACCGUUCUUCGUGGAUAACAUCGAAACGCUUCAGUUCGUUUGUCUCGAUCUGGUAACAUCGAUCUUUCAGAACGAAAAGUAUUCACACCACCGGCGAAAUAUUGUCGCGGACAUUCUUUCGUCGAUUGACCGGCUUCCGCACUCGAAACGGAAUCUCCGUCCGUACAAACUGGUCAACAACGCGGGCAAUAUUCAAAUGAUGACCGCACUAGUGCUGCAGCUUAUUCAGUGCGCAGUGGUUUUACCCGAAUCGCUGGGUGAUAGAAACCCGAAGAAACUAAAUAACGAUGCCGUGGUUAACAGUAGCAAUCCAAAGUCGGCUGAUCUUUUCAUCAUCGGGAAGUAUGACACGGCACUGAGCAUUGGAGGUAAUUUUUUGGCCACCUUUCUGGACAAGUGUAAAAGCAGGUCGAGCGAAACCGACUUUCGUCCUUUGUUCGAAAAUUUUAUCCACGACCUGCUGACAACCGUUAACAAACCGGAAUGGCCGGCAUCGGAACUGCUGCUGAGUUUACUAGGGACGAUGUUGGUGAAAAAGAUGUCAGAUAAAGGUGUGGAGCAAUCUAUUCGAGUGGUUUCUCUCGAAUAUCUUGGAAUCGUAGCGGCUCGCUUACGGAAGGAUACCGUUGAAUCUCGGUGUAAAGUGCGAACGAUGGACUCACUCAUUAAGUACAUUAAAAUAGAACAAGAGAAGGAGGGUGAUGAGUAUCAGAAGAAUUCCAAAUUUCAACUGAACGAGGAAGAGGAAAGGACUGAGUUUUUGCAGAAGAUUCUGCUGGAUUUUUUAGCUGCCAACGCCCAGGAAGGAAACAUCGUGUGGAACCAUGCGCGGCACUUCUACAUCACCCAAUGGUACCGUGAUAUCAUUCAGCGAAAAAAGUGCAUUGCUGACGGGGAGAAAGGCUACGCAUCGCGCAAGAAGCAAGCGAAAAAGCGUAAAAAAUAUCACAGUGAGUCGGACAACUCCGAUGGGGGAAACGAUUCAGACCUCGAGGAAGUCAAGCCAGGCAUUGAUCAGGAGCUGAAUAGUGAGAUUUUCCGCAUGCUGGACACUCGGAAGACAAAUUAUUUGCUUCAGAUCUGUCCGUUUGGAGGCAGUGGAACAAACGCUGCCGCAGCAAGCGAAAUUAAAACCUAUAUCGAUUACAGUAACGCAAACUUGAUCGCCCAGUACCUGGCUAGCAAGCGUUCGUUUUCACAAAGCUUCGACAAAUACCUGCAGAAAAUUAUCCUCGUCGUGCGUGAACCCGUUGUUGCGAUACGAACACGAGCCAUGAAAUGUCUCGGCAACAUCGUCGAAGUGGACCAGAUGGUACUCGCCCGAAAGGACAUGCAGAUGGGGGUCCAUCAGAAGCUGCUCGACACUGCCAUCUCGGUGCGCGAAGCCGCUGUCGAUCUGGUGGGGAAGUACAUACUCUCCGAUCCGGAUCUGAUUGAUCAGUAUUAUGAGAUGAUUUCGCAGCGAAUAUUGGAUACGGGUGUCUCCGUAAGAAAACGGGUAAUCAAAAUUCUUCGUGACAUCUGCAUCGAAUAUCCGGAGCAGGAUAAGAUUCCGGACAUUUGCGUGAAGAUGAUUCGACGAGUUAACGACGAAGAGGGAAUCCAAAAGCUAGUGAUGGACGUCUUUAUGACGAUGUGGUUUACGCCGUGCAAUGCUAAUGAUAAGGGAGCUAUGGAUAGAAAAAUUACGCAAAUAAUCGAUGUUGUAUGCUCUUCCCAUGAGACUGGAACUCAAGGUUUUGAUGCACUGCUGAAAUCGAUUUUUGAACCAAAAGAGAAUAAGGAGGAUGCAAAAGCCAAAAAAGAGAUCCCCAAAACGCUAAUUAAAGCCUGCCAGCAGAUCGUAGACGGACUGGUGGAUGCUACCAUGAAACUGGAAAGCUCGGAGAACAAGAAGCUGGUCGGUUGCAUCACGGCGUUGCAUCUGUUCUCGAAGAUUCAACCACAGCUGCUGGUAAACCACGCGAUGACACUGGAACCGUAUCUCAACAUACGCUGCCAGAACGCUAUCAACUAUAAGUUUAUCAGCAGUGUAGCGGAGAUUCUAGAGCAGGUGGUUCCUCUUAUGGAACAUCCUAGCGAUAUUUUCCUGGCAGAUCUGGAGUCACAUCUGAUGAUGCUGAUUGUGACGCAAAGCCAAGCGGUCGUGCUGAGUUGCGUGUCCUGUCUUUCGGCGGUUGUAAACAGGAUUACCAAGAACUACGCCCUGAUACGAGACUGUUUUUCCAAAUUUUACUACAAGGGCUUAGUAUCCAGUAAGGACAAAUUGAUCAGCGAUCCGUCAAUACCCAUAGAACAAUUGUACAGGCCUCAGUUUCGGCGCAGUAUUUAUACGGUUGGAUUGAUUAUGCGGUAUUUCGAUUUCAAGCAACCGGAAGUGUACGGUGGUGCAGAGGACGCGCAUGGUACGCUACCGGCUACCAUUUGCGAUGAGGUUUACAAUACGCUGGCAUUUUUUCUGUCGUGUAGCCACAGUGAAAUUUGCAAGGAAACGCUACUAUCGAUGGGCAAUUUUUGCGUGAAAAAUUACGAAUAUUUGACCAAGCCAGAACUUAGAGAUUACUAUAACUAUCUGCUGACGCAGGAAACGGUGCUGACGGAGAUGAAAAUUAACGUACUGAAAAACAUCCUGAUGUAUCUGACGGAAGAGGAAAAUAAGAUGGUUCGGAAUGAUAAAGAAUGGGCAAAGCAAGCGGAAAGCGAAGACUUGAAGGAAAUGGGUGAUGUUUCUUCCGGCAUGGCAAGCAGGGUAAUACAGAUAUAUCUGAAGGAAAUUUUGCGGAGUUUCCUGCACCGCGAUACCGGUGUGCGGAUGUGGGCAAUGCGUGUGGUUGAAAUUGUGCUGCGGCAAGGUCUGGUUCAUCCAGUACAAAUAGUUCCUUAUUUAAUAUGUCUAAGUACGGACCCGGAGAAGGAGGUUGCACAUAGUGCAGAUCGUCAUCUCCAGGAGAUUGACAAGCAGUAUCCAGGCUUUGUAAAUAUGAAAUCUCACGCCGGUAUGCAGUAUUCGUAUGAAUUGCAAGUUUUGCUGCAAACGAAUGAACACAAUAGUAUAGUUAGAGGUUUUAGAAUCAAAGACCCUCAGGAGCCACCGACUGCGCUAAACGGUUUCUUAUAUACUUUGCUGCGAAACACCAAACCUCAACGGCGAGCGCUAGUCCAAUCGAUCACGAAACAAUUUGACGAUGGCAAAAUCUCGCUGAAACAGAUGCUGUAUCUGGCGGACAAUUUGGCAUAUUUUCCCUACGUAGUGCAGGAUGAACCGCUGUAUAUUAUCCAUCAUAUUGAUGUGCUGAUUUCCGUUACUGGCACCAACUUGCUAGCCUCGUUUCGAGAAGGACUAAAACCUCCGCCUGGAGCGGAAAAUAGUACCGAACAGCCCCCCAAUCCUCUGGAGGAUGACGACGAUGAUGAUCAGGACGUGAUUCUCAGUCGGUUACCGGAAGACACGACCGAGUUGCAGAACUGCAUCACCUCGGCACAGGGAUGUAUGCUUUUGCUAAUACUCAAGCAGCAUUUAAAAGAUAUCUACGGUAUCACAGAUUGUAAAAUAUCCCGAUACUCACCUUCGGAAGCGGGUAAAAUCUAUGACAAAACAAUGCAGCGGCGAUCGAAUUCGUUAUUCGAUCCUAAGGCUACCAUUGCUUUACUCAACGAAAAACGGUCUACGGAGGAUGUCCAGGAGGAGAAAUAUAGGAUCCAGUUGGUGCAGCGGUACCUGGAUUUCAAGCAAUUGAUGCUGCGGCUCGAUCCGGAUGAUCCGGAACUGUUGGACGAGGACGAUCGGCUUCCAGCGAAGGGUUCCGAACCCAAUUCAGCCACAAACAGUCCCGUUAAACAAGCCGGCGCUAGCGGCGAUGCAUCCGCAGGUACCACCAAUCAUAACAGUACCGCUGGGAAUACUACCAACGCCGCUCCGAGCGGUCUUGUCAAUAACGUACAUAACACCAGCAGUAGCAGCACACCGGCGGUCACGAACAAAACGCCAAAACCUACAGCACGAUCGGGAGGUGCAACGAAUGCUUCCUCGAACGCACGCAAAGUAUUGCCAUCGCGGAGUGCGCGCAAAAAGCGACGAAAAGUGUCCACCUCCGAGGAGGAGGAAAGUGAUGCUAGUGAUAUGGAUUACGAUUAAGCACGCCCGGUAACCGUCGCAUGUUCUUGAAAACAGUUGGGUCGAGUCACACAAGUCAGUUUUUCGAUGCCAAUUUACAGCAAAGUAACAAACGGUAAAAUAUGAUACAAAAAGUCACUGUGAAUGCACAUUUAAUAUGCUUCGGGUCCGUUAGUUGACUAGAGGACCAUGAGAGACCCGAGUUAUGUUAAUAUGUUUCUGUAGUUCUCCCCUGUAGUAUUUUCCCCACCAACACGAACUGUGUUAGGAUGUUUGAUCAAACUUCUCAAGUUACCCCACUAGAUGUAGAGGAUUCAAACCACGCAAUUUGUUUAUAGUUUUGAGAGUCAAAAAAAACAACAAGAGAGAAAUGAGAUAAUAGGAUACAUUUUGGAACAAACCAUUUUUCGAUACCAGUAUAUUUAACAUUAAUAUAAUAUUCACUAUGGGAAAGAACUGUGAGAAUAUGUAAAUGUGGGCACGGCGAUGUGAGACAACUUUUACACACGACUGAGUUCGUAUUCAAUCGAAAUAUUACACAGAAAAAGAUAUUAUAAUAUAUGUAGAAAGGGUUUUGUGCGUUUGGAAGAGAAAAAAAAGAAGACUUACACGAAUCGUUGCAUAGUUGUCUGUUUUGCAGCGAACGCAGAAGGCAGAACGCUAAUCCUAGCUUUGAAAAUGAAACGCCGUUUUCUGUUCUUUGCGGGAGGAGACACACAGAUUUUCACGAGAUAUAUUUAAUUAGCUCGCCCCAUAAGACGUGCGAAAUAAUGCGAUUCAAAUUGAGUGUAAAACAAAAACAUAAGCACAGCAGUAGUGACCAAUACGCAAACCCGCAAUGAACAAAAGGUUUGAUGAGAGUAUUUCAUGGAUUGGUAAAAUAUAAUUAUGAACAUAGCGGAUGAGCGUAGGCGUAGUAUACGGUAUCAUUCAUGGAACUACGAAUAAUUGUAUAAACCAUGUAGCGUCAAGUAGAGGAGAUGCAAAUAAACAAAAAAAAGCGCAUCCAACACACAAUGUAUAAACGGUUUUAUCUUAAGGCGUAGGUUUUAGAUGAAAACCAUAACCAGGAAAAUUGCGGUAUAAUAAUGAACGGAGUUCAUUGAACAUGAGCGAGAAAUCAUUAGUUUACGUCAGCCUCCGACAGUCUAUGACGAAGGAUGCUAAUUGUGUGCUUGCGUUUGUACAUUUCUGUAAAUAUAGAAUAAUCAUUUCCCUAUUUUCGUGUCAAGGCAGUGUGAGAAAUUUAGAAAUUGGAAUAAUCGAAAGGGCAACACUUUCGUUUUCGGGUAAGAAAAAAUAAUAAUCCAGAGCAAAUGAGAAUAAAAGGCAGAGACUUUAUUUAAAGUGUUUUUAGAUAAAUUAUUUAUAAAAAAAGAAAUAAAAAAACAAUAAAAACUGAAAUCCAGAUGAAUUUGUAAUUUAAAAUUAGGUGUUAAGGUAAAACGAAACAACACAAGUUUAAAGAGUAAAAAAAAACACAUGUUCGAAGAUGCAUAAUCGAAGGAUCUUUUUUUUUUGUUUUUUAAUAUAAUUUAAAUCAAAGUCAAA
Messenger RNA from Sabethes cyaneus, 9754 nucleotides. It is a transcript of the gene Nipped-B, whose product is annotated as nipped-B protein. Gene Ontology annotation, cellular component: Scc2-Scc4 cohesin loading complex. Gene Ontology annotation, molecular function: chromatin binding. The transcript is spliced from 17 exons. Lineage: Eukaryota; Metazoa; Arthropoda; Insecta; Diptera; Culicidae. The coding region runs from base 1079 to 8224 and encodes 2381 amino acids. The record is from RefSeq and is a predicted model, not a curated record. Gene Ontology annotation, biological process: regulation of gene expression; establishment of protein localization to chromatin; replication-born double-strand break repair via sister chromatid exchange.